AUGUCUUUGUAUUUUUUUUCAUUCAAUAUUAGAAUUAGCGUUACAUCAAUUAUUAAAGAAAAAAUUGUUAACUAAAAAUAUAUACUGAUCUGUUUGAUUCUUCAUCACAGCAUUAGAUAUUGGGUAGAAUACACAGUAAAAAAAAAUAAGUGUCAAGUGCAAAGUAUUAAGCGUAGAGACUCAUUAUUACCAAAGAGUUAAGUGUUAAGUGUAAAGCCUUUAAGUGUCAAGUGUAAAGUCUUAAGUCUAAAGACUCAUCAUUGGCAAAGAGUUAAGCAUUAAGUGUAAAACCUUCAAGUGUCAAGUGCAAAGUAUAUAGUGCAAAGACCCAUUCUUACCAAAGAGUUAAGUAUUAAGUGCAAAGCUUUUAAGGGACAAGUUUAAAGAACCGAACCGACUUCUCUGCCAAACUUUGCAAUGGCGCCUCGACGAUACACGACUGUGACUUUGCUCUUCCUUAUGUUUGCUGUAUUGUGUCUCUACCUCAACUUCCAGCUGACGAAUAACAAAAUGGAACUCCCGCCGCCGGUAAGGGAAUUUCUACAGGGCCAGAACCUCAUGCAGGGCAACACUCUACAGGACUUCGUGCCGACCCAGCGCACAGAAGCAGAGAGCCUCCAGGCACUCCUCGAGGACGUGAAUCGCGAUGCCGACGAAGAACAGAUCGACCAGGACCUGAAAGAUCUGAACUUCGAAGAAAUGCCGCCGCUGCCUUUGGUGGAGGACCUCCCGGAGGCGGACGCCGGAGGAGUUAGCUUAGAACCGACGGCCAGGAACGUCACAGCCCGCGACGCUCGGCUGCUCAUCGUCAGCGCCGUGCCCCUGUUCCGGGCGCGCGUCACGUCGUCCCUCGUCAAAACCCUGGGUGAACGCAACGGCUUCCGAGUGGUGAUGCCCCUCCUGCCGAUGCAGCCGAAGAUGGGUCUGUACCAGCGGGAUGCCCUCACCAAGUACAUCACGAGCGCGGCCGAGCAAGAACCUGUGGCCUUCGUUCGAGACAUGUACUUCUUCGAUGUCACCAGGAUGGGAUUUGCUCGGCCAGUGUGGACAGCCAUAGUGCAAGAUCCCGUGGAGAGGCUGGUCAGCAUUUUCCUGCACGCGAAGGAACAAGCAAAGCACCAAGACGCAGGACACAAAGACCGUGAUAUAUCGGGCCUGAGUUUAGAACAGUGUGUCAUCUCCCGCAAUUCCCUCUGUUGGUAUUCGAAGGGAGAGCAGAGGACGUUGCAGCUGUCUUUCUUCUGUGGUCAGCAUACCUUCUGCGAGGUAGUAGGCAGCCGCAGUGGACUCCAAAUGGCCAAGUACCAAGUGGAGCACCAGUUUAGCGUCGUUGGGGUCCUUGAAGAACUCACUCUCUCCUACGCUGUCUUGCAGGAGUACGUCCCGAGGUACUGGGGCAACGCUUCGAUUUUCAUGAUAAGAACUGCAGAACUGGGAAGUGAGGACCUGGAGACCGCCAAUUACCUCAAUACAAUCCCCGAGAAAGUGCGCCAGUACCUGAGGGCGCUGCUGAAGGAGGAAAUCGACUUCUACCUCUUCGUCAGGCAGCGGUUGCAUCUCCAGGCAGCAUCACUCGGGCUUGCAAAACAGCUGUAUUGAGGGUUGGGAGAAACUUCGCUUUUCAUGAGCUUUGUUUACUUUUCGCGUGGGUGUAUCUUGAUCGUCUUAAUCAUUACUGUUGUUAUUAUUAUUUUCAUUAUCUUUCUUUUCCUUUUUUUGGUUGAGUAAGUGCAAGUGUUAUUGAGUUAUUUCUCAUUAUUUCAAGUACUGAUGGAGGUGCCUUGUUUGACAUCCUAAUUUUCGUGGUUGUGAUUUUAAUAAAGAUAUGUCGUGACAAC
This is a messenger RNA of Penaeus indicus, 1838 nucleotides long. RefSeq names its product heparan sulfate 2-O-sulfotransferase pipe-like. The transcript has 7 exons. Gene Ontology annotation, molecular function: sulfotransferase activity. The record is from RefSeq and is a predicted model, not a curated record. Gene Ontology annotation, cellular component: membrane. NCBI's taxonomy places the organism in Eukaryota, Metazoa, Arthropoda, Malacostraca, Decapoda, Penaeidae. The coding region runs from base 418 to 1599 and encodes 393 amino acids.